This is a messenger RNA of Penicillium angulare, 1134 nucleotides long. Its product is annotated as mannosyltransferase complex subunit MNN9. Gene Ontology annotation, cellular component: mannan polymerase complex. Gene Ontology annotation, biological process: protein N-linked glycosylation; cell wall mannoprotein biosynthetic process. Gene Ontology annotation, molecular function: alpha-1,6-mannosyltransferase activity. The transcript has 2 exons. The coding region runs from base 1 to 1134 and encodes 377 amino acids. The record is from RefSeq and is a predicted model, not a curated record. NCBI's taxonomy places the organism in Eukaryota, Fungi, Ascomycota, Eurotiomycetes, Eurotiales, Aspergillaceae.
AUGGCCGUCGCACGCUCAAUGCGACGUACAAGCCCUACCAGCAUUUUGCUGGCCGCUCUACUCGCAUUCGGCCUCAUCUGUUUCCUUCUAACGCCUUCCACACCCUCCGCAUCGACAGCAGCGACAUCGCAACAAAGACAACAAAACGCUGCCGAGCACCCUCUCUCCCCUCCAACGAAACCCUUCCUCAAAUCUCAACCUAUCCGGAGCGACGGCUACAAAGCAGCUCCCCCAGUCGUCCACUAUAACCUCAACAACCUCACCAGCACAAGCACUUCAGCUGCAAACGCCGAGCGGGUCCUAAUCCUCACCCCGCUAGCACGCUUUUACCAAGGAUACUGGGAUAAUCUGGAAAAACUAAACUAUCCCCACGAAUUAAUUUCGCUGGGCUUUAUUAUUCCCAAGACAAAAGAUGGUAAUACCGCUGUCGCGGCGUUGGAGAAAGCAAUCGCGCGCACACAGUCUGGACCCAUAGACGAUCGGUUCGCGAGCAUUUCCAUUCUUCGACAGGACUUUGAACCAUCUCUCAACUCACAAGAUGAGAAGGUUCGACAUAAAAUGUCUUCGCAAAAAGAACGCCGCGAAUCCAUGAGUCGCGCGCGUAAUAGUCUUGUCUUCACUACCCUUGGGCCUAGCACAUCGUGGGUCCUCUGGCUAGAUGCUGAUAUCAUCGAGACACCUCCGACUUUGAUCCAGGAUCUAACACACCACGAUGAACCGGUUAUUGUGCCAAAUUGCUUUCAGAGAUAUUAUGAUUCCAGUUCGAGGAAAUGGGAUAUUCGACCCUAUGACUAUAACUCGUGGAUUGAUGGUGAGAAGGCACAAGAGCUAGCGGCUAAUAUGGAUGCGGAUGAGAUAUUACUGGAGGGAUAUGCUGAGAUGCCGACCUAUCGCACGCUGAUGGCUUAUUUGCCUGAUUUCAAUGAUUUGGAUCCUCAGCGUAUGGUUGCAUUGGAUGGUGUGGGUGGUACCGCUUUAAUGGUGAAGGCGGAUGUGCAUCGUGAUGGUGCGAUGUUUCCUGCUUUUCCAUUCUUUCACCUUGUUGAAACGGAGGGAUUUGCGAAGAUGGCCCGACGACUUGGGUAUUCCGUUUUUGGACUACCAGACUAUUUUGUCUACCAUUAUAAUGAGUAA